Ochotona curzoniae (black-lipped pika) is the source of this 3700-nucleotide messenger RNA. RefSeq names its product sphingomyelin phosphodiesterase acid like 3A (gene SMPDL3A). The transcript has 8 exons. NCBI's taxonomy places the organism in Eukaryota, Metazoa, Chordata, Mammalia, Lagomorpha, Ochotonidae. Gene Ontology annotation, biological process: sphingomyelin catabolic process. The record is from RefSeq and is a predicted model, not a curated record. Gene Ontology annotation, molecular function: sphingomyelin phosphodiesterase activity. Bases 449 to 1489 code for a protein of 346 amino acids.
AAAUUAGGAAGUCAGAAAGAAAAAGAACCCUCUACCCAUCCCAUUCAUGGGUUCAGUCCCCAAAUCUCAAAUGCCCCCAACAACCAAGGCUGAGCCAUGAUCAAAGCUAGGAACCGAAAGCUCAAUGUGAAUUUGUUGUGUGGUCGCAAUAACUGAAUUACAGAAUUGCUGCUGCCUCCCAGGGCUUUACGAGGAACUGGAGUCAGGUGUCUAAGCUGGGAAUUAAACCAGACACCAUGGGAUGUGAGGGCAGUUUUGGCAUGUGACUGACUUACACUUGGACCCUACUUACCACAUUACCGAUGACCACACUAAGGUGUGCUCUUCAUCCAAAGGCGCAAAUGCCUCCAAUCCUGGCCCUUUUGGGGAUGUUCUCUGUGAUUCUCCAUAUAAACUCAUUUUGUCAGCAUUUGAUUUCAUUAAAAAAUCAAGACAAGAAACAUCUUUCAUGAUAUGGACAGGGGACAGCCCGCCUCAUGUUCCAGUACCUGAACUGUCAACAGACAUGGUCAUAAAUGUGAUUGCAAAUAUGACAAUCACGGUCCAGAGCCUCUUCCCAGACCUCCAGGUUUUCCCAGCACUGGGUAAUCAUGACUACUGGCCACAGGAUCAACUGCCUAUAGCCACUAGUAAAGUGUAUGAUGCGGUAGCAAACCUCUGGGGACCGUGGCUAGAAGAAGAAGCUAUUCUUACUUUAAGGAAAGGUGGUUUUUAUACACAGAAAGCCACAACUAACCUUAGGAUCAUCAGUCUAAACACAAACUUAUACUACAGCCCCAAUGUGGUGACUUUGAACAAGACUGACCCAGCAAAUCAGUUUGAAUGGUUGGAAAAUACACUGAACAACUCACAGAUAAAUGGAGAGAAGGUGUACAUCAUAGCGCAUGUUCCAGUGGGAUAUCUGCCUUUUUCUCGGAGCAUCACAGCCAUGAGAGAAUACUAUAACGAGAGAUUGGUAGAUAUUUUCAGAAGAUACAGCGAUGUCAUUGUAGGACAAUUUUAUGGACACACUCACAGGGACAGCAUUAUGAUUCUUUCAGAUAAGAACGGAAGCCCUGUAAAUUCUUUGUUUGUGGCUCCUGCUGUGACCCCAGUGAAGAGUAUUCUAGAAAAAGAGACCAAUAAUCCUGGGAUCAGACUAUUUCAGUAUGAUCCUCAUGACUAUAAAUUGUUGGACAUGUUGCAGUAUUACCUGAACCUGACAGAGGCAAAUCUAAAAGAAGAAUCCAACUGGAAGUUGGAGUAUGUCCUGACCCACACCUAUGGCAUUGAAGACUUACAUCCUAAAAAUUUAUACAGAUUAGCUAAAGAAUUUGCAUCUCUAGAUAGUAAGCAGUUUGUGAAAUACUACAAUUAUUUCUUUGUGAGUUAUGAUAGUAGUGUAGUUUGUGAUAGCACAUGUAAAGCCUUUCAAAUUUGUGCAAUUAUGAAUCUUGAUAGCAUGUCCUAUACAGAGUGCCUCAAACAAUAUUAUAUGAAGCAUAGGUAGUGGCAUUUCAAUUUGUGUUCAGAGAAAAUAGAACAUGGCGCUGUUUCUUGGAUGAGUUUGUGGAAAUUAUUGUUGAAAUCUUUGUGAACUGCUCAGUAGGGAAACCUAUUUCCAUAUUUUAUUUUUUGUUCCCAAAGGUAGAUAUUUAUAACAUUCUAAAUACUUACUGCAUUGUAUGUAUUUGAACUACCAUUGAAGAGAAUGGUGGUUGGGUAUAGAUAUCAUAUUUUCCUUUGUGUUAUUGUAUGAAGAGGUCUUUACAAUGUUAAUGAAAAUAUGUAUUGUAAAAAAGCUAUUCAUGGAUUUCAAAAAUUUUGCAACGAAAUAAACUUGUCCUAAAUCUCAGAUUCCACAAAUACUUGAAAGUACAUUCAUGCUUAAUUUAUAUUCUCUUACAAAUUGCCAUUUAUUCAAUAAAGCAAAUUAAUUUCCUUUAAAUAUGAUGAAGUAUUUAUGUGAAAGGUAGAGCAAUAAACAGAGAGAAAGAGAAAGAGGAAAAGAGAGAGAGAGAGAGAGAGAGAGAGAGAGAGAAUAUCUUUCAUUUGUUACUUCAGUGCACAAAUGACUAUAACAGCUGCCAUGUCUGGACCAGUCCUGAAUUCAGAAGGCAAAAGCUCCAUCCUGGUAUGUCACAUGAGAAGUAGCAUUAAGUGUUCUUGAUAGGAGGAUUUUCAGACAUUUUAUAUGUUCUUGACAGGACCUCACAUGUAGGCAGAUAUUCAAGCUGUUUCCAUAUCAUUUGGAAACUGAGGUUUACUUGUACUAUCUAUUCUUGGGAAAACAUCAUGAUCUUGUCAGGGCCAAUUGUGACUCUAUAAAUCAUCUUCAGACAUGUAUGGUCUAAUUUUCUUCAUUCUCUGACUCUUUGGUGCUCCUAAGAAUGAGGAUGGCUCAAGUUGUGCAUUUUUUGCAUUUGCAUUACAAUAGAUUUCAGUCCUAGUCUGAUGCAUGGUGGCUAUUAAAUAAUUGUUGAAAUACAUUGAAAGCUAUAAAUAUUCCUGGAAAAGAUACUCUAAGAUUCAGUGGUAACAUUUACUUUGUCAUGAUAUUCUGACAGAAGGUAACAAUCAGCUUUUUUUUAUUUAGUGAGCUUGUCUUUAGUACUUGCCAGUGACUCAAGUGGUUUUCUAUUUUCAGAUCAACUACAAGCAUUAAAGUAGAAGAAAGGAAGGGAUGGCGGGUAUUUAAGGGAAAAUAAGAUUGUAUGCCCCUCUACUUAGGUCUCCCAGGGAAGACUGUUAAAGAAAAAGCAUUGUUCAUGACCCUUGUUAAAGAAAUUAAAGCAGACUUGAUUCAAGAUGAUGACAUGAUGAUAGAUCCUGGAACCAUUGCAGUGGGAUCUUGCAGUGGGAGAGAUUGGACAAGUAGGAUUUGUGACCGAAAAACAGGAUGAGGGGUCUGUAUAUGGGAAAUUACCAGGAAGAAACCACAAAGAUAAGGAUAGUUUUGGUAACAAACUUUAUAGCAUUAUUGCUGAUGAUAGGCUACUGUGAUGAACAAUCAAUGGUGUUCAGAUAGAGUAGGAGACUGUCCUUAAACUGACUUAGCCGGUUCUUGCUCAUGUGGAUGCUGUAAGAACAGAGAGCUAAGCCCUGCUUUGUUGUGUGCAGCAGAAGAAUCAGAAGAAGCUCAAGUGUUGGUCAAAGAAGGGAGUUUCUGUUGAUGCACAUUGAGCAACCAUAGGCUGAGGAGAGUGGACUUCAGCAUCCCUGUGUCUGGAAUGACUUCAUGUGAAAAAACAAACCUUUUACGUAGAAAAUCUCCUUUUAAGUAAACUUGUAAGACAAGUUUGCCUGACGUGCCAAAGAAUGGGGAUAUGCUAUAAAAUGCAGAUAUUACACCUAAGAAAUUAUUGCUGUUUAUCAGGUAAGGAUAUUUAAGGUUAAAGAAUAAAUGAUUGUAUGUUAGAAGUGCAAAUGCUGAAACAAAGCACACACUCAUUGCUAUGAAAUGAUCACAUCAUUCAGAAAUCAUUGAGGUAACAAUUAUUGCUAAUGUUAGUUUUUACAAAUUGUUAGAUUAUGUAAUUUAAUGUUUUAAUGCUCUGUGCAGAAUUCCUAAUAAAACAAAUUUGCAACAAGUAGGGGAAAUUUUUAAGGCACUAAAAAGCAAAAUGGCAUGAGUUGACUUCAGUAAUAUUUGACUUGAAUGAUCACUGUGGAAGAAAUUCUUGUAUCUUUUGGGGGUUUGGUCAGUAAACGUUUCUAUGCA